Messenger RNA from Colletotrichum chrysophilum, 1566 nucleotides. RefSeq lists its product as uncharacterized. The record is from RefSeq and is a predicted model, not a curated record. The transcript has 3 exons. Bases 1 to 1566 code for a protein of 521 amino acids. Gene Ontology annotation, cellular component: membrane. NCBI's taxonomy places the organism in Eukaryota, Fungi, Ascomycota, Sordariomycetes, Glomerellales, Glomerellaceae. Gene Ontology annotation, biological process: carbohydrate transport; transmembrane transport. Gene Ontology annotation, molecular function: carbohydrate:proton symporter activity.
AUGGCAAACCUUCCGACGGCCACAGCCGAGCCUGGCUUGCUCGAUCUCACGAAUACCCCCACAUUGCCUUGGUGGAAGGACCAAGGCCUCAGAAAGCUCAUCUUCUGGCAGACAUGUAUUCUGGCCGCGCAGAUCACUGUCGGCUACGACGAGGUUAUUGUCGGCUCUUUCCAGGCGCUGCAGCCCUGGCAAGACGCCAUGGGCAAUCCAUCUGCUGAGAGUUUGGGCCUCAUCACUUGCAUGGUCUUUAUAGGCGGCUUCUUCGGUGCGCUCGUUGCAGCGGCACCGGCAGAUCGCUACGGCCGGCGUUUUGCCAUUCAAAUUGGGUCGUUCCUGGGAGUUGUCGGAUCAAUCAUGCAAGCUGCUUCGCCCAACCGAAGCGUGUUUAUCGGAGGUCGCGCUGUGCUUGGUGUUGGUCUGUCUUUCACCACCACGGCUGGACCCAAUCUGUUGACUGAGCUGGCCCACCCGCGGUUGCGUGGUAAGAUGGCAUCGAUGUUCAACGUGCUCUGGUAUCUAGGAUCCAUUAUCGCAUCAUGGUUAACAUUCGGAACCGGUCAUCUCUCUUCGGAAUGGUCAUGGCGGAUCCCUUCGAUUGUUCAGAGUACCUUCCCGUUCCUCCUCAUGAUUGCCACCAUCUUCAUUCCAGAGUCGCCUCGUUGGCUUUGCUCUCGAGGGCGCCAAGAUGAGGCGAAGGAGUUUCUGAUCAAGUACCAUGCCAACGGCAACGAGAGCGACCCUGUGAUCGAGCUCGAGAUGCACGAGAUUGCCACAGCUCUGAACCUAGAGGAGCAGAGCAAGAUGUACACCUGGUCCAACCUUCUCAAGUCCAAGGCCAACAGACGCCGCCUUGGAAUCUGUCUCUCAGUGUCAGUUCUCACACUUUGGAACGGUCAAGGUGUUAUUUCGUACUACUUCUCGCCCAUACUGGACUCUGUCGGCAUCACAAAUACAACCCAGCAGACCGGCAUUAACGGUGGCAUGGCCAUAUGGAAUCUUAUCUGCUCUGUUACCGGAGCGUUUCUAGCCGACAGAAUCGGCCGCCGGAGGCUAUGGCUCAUAUCAUUCAUUGGAAUGAUCUUCGCCAACGUGCCCCUGACCAUCACAAGCGCCAUGUAUGCGAACCAUGGCCCUCAAGCGGCGGCCUAUGGGACGGUUGUGUUUCUCUUCUUAUACAAUGCCGCUUUCAACAUUGCAUGCAACCCGUUGCUGUACUGCUACACUCCAGAAAUCCUUCCGUACAGUAUCCGCAGCAAGGGCCUGGCACUGCAAGUGCUGUCGAGCCAGGUCAUGCUGACGGUCAAUCAGUACGUCAACCCUAUUGCGUUAGAAAGAAUCGGGUACUAUUACUUCAUUUUCUACCUUGGCAUGUUAUUCCUUGGCUUGGCUCUCAUUUAUUUCACUUUCCCCGAGACCAAAGGAUACUCUCUGGAAGAGUUAGGUAUGCUCUUCGAUGAUGGCUUCGACGUGCGACCAUCGAUACUCCAUGGAAAAGAUGUUGAAAAUACUAGCCAUGUGGCCCAAGACGAUGCGAGGAAAGAUAAUUUCAAGAUCAUCGAGAGUUGA